AUAACUUUUGGGCGAACCAAAACCCUAGAUUUCAAAAUUGUCCUUUCGAUCAACCAAAUCACUGUAACAAAAAUUAUUUGCAAUAAAGUUUGCGUAUUUGAAACCACACAAGCCAUACGGAUUUAUCGUUAUCGACAAUUUUGUUCAUAGAGCUCGUCAUCUCCGCUCAUCGGAGUUGCAGUCAUUUAUUUGCACCCGCAAUUGAAUAUUCGUUGAUGUGUUUCACCAACGUUACUCAUCAAUAUACAUGCAGCAUGUCUUUGAUCAGCCUUUUUGAUGAACGAAACAAUGCGGUUACGAAAAAUCGCUGAAGAAAUUUGAUAUAUAUUAUAUUUUUUCUGAGUUUGUGUUACGAGCUAGGGUUUCGAGGUUUGAGGUAAUUUUGAGGAAUUUUGAAGAGAUUAAUGGCUCAGAAUGGUCAGGGUAUGGACCCUGUGGUACUGGAUGAUAUAAUUAAUCGGCUUUUGGAGUUCAGACAGGCGAGGACUGUGCGGCAGGUGCAGCUUUCGGAGGCGGAGAUUCGUCAGCUUUGUGCCGCUGCUCGAGAGAUAUUUCUACAGCAGCCGAAUCUUCUGGAGCUCGAAGCUCCAAUUAAGAUCUGUGGUGACAUUCACGGGCAAUAUAGCGAUCUGUUAAGGCUGUUUGAAUAUGGCGGGUUUCCUCCAGAAGCAAAUUAUCUGUUUUUAGGGGAUUAUGUAGAUCGUGGCAAACAGAGUCUAGAAACUAUAUGCCUUUUACUCGCAUACAAAAUCAAAUAUUCUGAAAAUUUCUUUCUUCUAAGAGGAAACCACGAAUGUGCUUCCAUCAACAGGAUUUACGGAUUCUACGACGAAUGUAAACGCCGUUUUAACGUUAGGCUUUGGAAAACGUUUACCGAUUGUUUCAACUGUCUUCCUGUGGCUGCUCUUAUUGAUGACAAAAUAUUAUGCAUGCACGGCGGUCUUUCUCCUGAUCUAACAGACAUGGAUCAAAUAAGAAACUUAUCUCGUCCAAGCGACGUUCCAGAUACGGGUUUACUUUGUGAUUUACUUUGGUCAGAUCCUAAUAAAGAAACUAAAGGUUGGGGAAUGAAUGAUAGGGGAGUCUCGUAUACUUUCGGUGCAGAUAAAGUGGCUGAGUUUUUAAUGCAGCAUGAUAUGGACCUUGUUUGCCGUGCCCAUCAGGUUGUAGAAGAUGGGUAUGAUUUUUUUGCAGAUAGACAGCUUGUUACUAUAUUCUCUGCUCCAAAUUAUUGUGGCGAAUUUGAUAAUGCCGGUGCAAUGAUGAGUGUUGAUGAGAGCUUAAUGUGUUCGUUCCAAAUCUUGAAGCCAGCCGACAGAAAACCUAGAUUUUAUUGACUUGGUGACCCACAAGACUUUUAAGAUGGCUAUCAUCUUGCCCAUUAUUUUCGGUAGGGGUGAGCAAAAACUGAUUGUGCAUUAGCAGCGGCAUGUGAACAUUUUUGUUAGAGGAGUUCAUAUAAGUGUGAAUUUUCUAAUUGCCCUCUGAUUGUGCAGACUAAGAGCUUCUUCAAAUACUUGGGGCUGGUGAAGUUUUCUGUUCAGAACAUGUCUUUUUUUGUUCAAGUUUUUGUGUUUUAAGAUAAGUGUUGUUCCAGGAUUUUUUAACUUUAUAUUUAAAACAGUACUAAUCAGAAUCUUGUUUUUAAGACAGCAAUUUAUGACGACAUUGUAAAUACAUUUAUUAUUAAUUUUUUGUUUCGUU
Helianthus annuus (common sunflower) is the source of this 1704-nucleotide messenger RNA. Its product is annotated as serine/threonine-protein phosphatase PP1 isozyme 2. Gene Ontology annotation, molecular function: protein serine/threonine phosphatase activity. The transcript has 5 exons. NCBI's taxonomy places the organism in Eukaryota, Viridiplantae, Streptophyta, Magnoliopsida, Asterales, Asteraceae. The coding region runs from base 405 to 1337 and encodes 310 amino acids. Gene Ontology annotation, cellular component: nucleus; cytoplasm. The record is from RefSeq and is a predicted model, not a curated record.